AUGAUCCAAGUACUUUAUGAUGCAAGCUGCGCGGAAUGCCUUCGGGCAAUCCAGCUAGUCUCCUACCGGGAAGAGACCCUGAGGAUGGCCGGUCAAGCACCAACUGUUCAGCUCCAUGCCUGGCCGCAGGGAGAGAGAGUCUUGCAAGGCCUAUCAUCCUCAAAGCGACCAACCUCGCUCUCCAGGAAGGUUUGGGCUCUGCUGCCCAGUGGUCUGGUGCUAGGCCAGUGCCAGGAGGAUCCCAUGCGCCUCAUCUAUGAGAUGGAGCUGCUAGCACUUGUGCGGCUCCCCACUCCGCAAAUCCGACAGCGUGUGGACAGCGUUGCAGUCCUGCCUCUCUUGAUGGCGAAGCAGCACUCCAAGGCUGGAAGUGGGCGGUGGUGGCGGCAGGCGGAGGUCUUCCGCCUCACAGCUGCAGCCUUGCAGAAGGAACAUCUUGCUGUGCUGGAUGACUUUCUUCCGGAGGAGACGUGUCACGCUUUGCUCCUGGGGGCACAGGCGUCGCGGGGAGAAAUGGUGCGCGGGGCCACAGGGGCAGCAGGCAAAGCCUUGACAAAGGGGACAGAGGAGCUGCAGAAGGUCCUGAACGAGCCCAGCCGCGGUGACGUGGUGAAGUUCUCAGAUGAUGGCAACAUGCCGGGAUGCCGAGGCUUCUUGGAGGCUUUGGACACGCUGGUGGAAGGACUCCAGGGCUGCCAGGCGGUGGCAGACCGACUGCAGCACGUGGACUGGGCCAAUGGGGCUAUGUUUGCCAUCUAUCCGGGUGACUCCGCGCGUUACAUCAAGCACGUGGACAACACCCUUGGCACUGAUGGCCGGCGGCUGACGGCUGUACUCUACCUCAACAAAGACUGGAGACCUGCAGAUGGUGGCUGCCUCCGUGUCUUCGAACCGACGAUGCAAAGCUGCCAGGUGAAGCGCGACGUGGAGCCGCUUUGGAACCGCUUGGUUGUCUUUUGGUCCACGCAGGAAGUGCCUCAUGAGGUUCUUUCCAGCUUCAAGGACCGGCUGGCAGUCAGUGUUUGGUUCAUUUGUGGCCGCGAGAGUCUGCGAAAUGAAGAGUCCUUCCAGCGCCUCUUCAACCCGCAGAAGCUGAGGUGCAUAGCGCAGCGCGACCGACGCAGCUGCCUCAUGCAGGCCGCUGAGACCGAAGAAGAAAGGUUGUGGUGCUCCCAGUGCAAGGCACCCUCCCAUCGGCAGUCCGCAGUUUUGUUUGACUCGGAGAGCUUGGAGUCCACUGAUCAUCCCUGCAGCUGCAGCCAGCGUUCAGAUGCACAGGCUACCUUUACUCCUGCAAAACUUUCGAUUCUAGCUCGCCGGUUUCGCUGGCGCCGAGAAGAGGAGCCAACCUGGUACAUAGAUGUUGCGAUUCGAGCAGCGGUCGAGAAGGCACUGACAGGUCAGCAUCCUGCAACAGCUUUUGCGGCAACGGUGCCCUCGCGUCCAAAGCCGGUGCUGCUGCCCACAAACUCUGUCACGCGUGCAAAGCCUGUAGUCCCAGAGCCAUCACUGACUGCUGCUCGGAUGCCUCGGCAUUUCGAGCUUGUGGAAGAUGAUGAUGAUGAUAAUAGUAACAGCGCUCCACUGCGACAUCCGGCUUCACCCCCUGCGGAUAUGGAUGCUGGUUGCAGGAUCCCCAUCAGCUUCGGCAUCGUGGACUAG
Molecule: messenger RNA, 1662 nt
Organism: Symbiodinium pilosum
Lineage: Eukaryota; Dinophyceae; Suessiales; Symbiodiniaceae
Source: the annotation of a GenBank genome assembly